Messenger RNA from Rotaria sp. Silwood2, 348 nucleotides. The record is from the annotation of a GenBank genome assembly. NCBI's taxonomy places the organism in Eukaryota, Metazoa, Rotifera, Eurotatoria, Philodinida, Philodinidae.
AUGAAAGAAAAAGAUGAGAUUCAGAAAGCUCAUUGGAACACAAAACCAUUGAGUAUAUUUAUUGCUUUUUUGUGGUCUCGAAGUAAAACAUUCUCGUAUGCUUUGCCAUCGUUAGAUGUAAUACAUGACAAAUUUGUUGUUAGUUCUGCUUUGGAAAUAAUAUUGAAUCAUCUUGAAUCAGUUAUUUCUAAUGUUAAAGAGAUAAAUUGUUUUUUUGGUGGUGCUGCUUCUCAACUUAAACAACGUUUUCAUUUUCGAAAUUUAGUAAGAAUAGCUAAUGAACGAAGAAUUGAUUCAAGUUGGCACUUUUUUGCAACAUCUCAUGGAAAAAGUGUAGUUGAUGGGUAG